Molecule: messenger RNA, 1424 nt
Organism: Schistocerca cancellata (South American locust)
Lineage: Eukaryota; Metazoa; Arthropoda; Insecta; Orthoptera; Acrididae
Product: cytochrome P450 4C1-like
Exons: 6
Coding region: 201-893 (230 amino acids)
Molecular function (GO): monooxygenase activity; heme binding; iron ion binding
Source: RefSeq, a predicted model, not a curated record
AGCAUCAGAAACUGCCGCCACUCCCUCCUGGUGAGAUCUUUUGGAUCAGUUUCUCAGUUUGGCGGCGUUUCUGCAGCACAUAUGCAACAUAGCGCGACGCCCAUGCCGAUACAUAAGCACCGAUAAGUAGCCAAGAGAUCAGCGCAGCAUUCGUGAAUGUUUCAGGUCGAUUAUUGGGAACCCACAUUGCCUGUUGACCUAUGGCGUGGUGGCUGUGGCUGUUGGUGCAGUUGGUGGUGUGGUGCUGCACGGGCUUGGUGGCGGUGCUGUGGUGGAAGUGGGCCACCAAGCCCCACAUCGACGCUCCAGGGCCGCCCACGCUGCCCAUCAUUGGGAACAUUCUGGACUUCCUCGAAAUGCCGGUGACCCUCCGUAAGAUGUUCGAGCUCCACCACCAGUAUGGGGACUUGACGAGGCUGUAUGUGGGCCCAAUGUUGGUGAUGAUGGUGGCACACCCAGAUGAUGUGCAACACAUCCUGCUGACAUCAAAGCUGGUAGACCGUGGUGCCAUUUGCACAAACGCCAUGCGGACCUUCGCUGGUGACGGUUUAGUCACCAUUGAUGCCAGCCGGUGGAAGGUGCACCGCAAACUCAUCAAUCCCACAUUCCACUCUGAGCUUUUGGAGGGAUUCCUGGAGACUUUCCACGAUGGUGGUCUCUUCGUGAGCGAGCGGCUCGCCAGGACCAGAGGCGCAGCUACCGACGUUCACCCUCCAGUGUUCUUGGCAGCCAUCCGUAACUUCUGCAGCGCCGUCAUCGGCAUGAACCCUGACCUUUUCAUACCAGACGCCUUGGCAGAGGAGGAGAUGUCUGCCGCAAUGUAUGAUGGUGUGACCACCGUGCAGGGUCAAGCGCCAACAUGCCAAACUCUGCUGCCACGUUCGGACCUGUAGCAACCUUGGCUGCCAUCUUGUCGAGACCUGCAACAACAGCAUCCAGCGUGUCUGAACCAGUGGUGGCCACGUGGAAUCCGGUAGCGCACACAGCUCACUUGAUUGAGCGGGAGAAGGAGAUGCUGUUGUCCAUCCCACUCAUCGAUUUGUGUGAUGAGGACACGCGAUAUGCCCCGACACAUCAGAUGCUCCCACUGGUGGUGUUAAACAACAAGAUGGAGUUCAGUACUGGUCACCAACAUAUGACCCAUCCCAGCGGAACACCCCUGUGAUAGCGCUACCGCGGGUACUGUGGAUAAGAAGGCAUCAAGGGCACCUACACUUUUCACCACAACAAACAAUUUAACUCCCGGUCGAUCGAAAGGUGUGAACAUUCCUAUCGAAGUGCAUCACGUCUGGGAGUUGCAUGCGUGAAUGGAGAUUGAAAAUGUAUGCGAAUGUGUUAAAGUGCCAAUUUCCGAUUUCGACUGGGAUGAAAUAUGUCGUGGAGAGCGCUACAUCAAUCAGCAGACAUUUGCCUUACUGGUGUGA